Molecule: messenger RNA, 2377 nt
Organism: Electrophorus electricus (electric eel)
Lineage: Eukaryota; Metazoa; Chordata; Actinopteri; Gymnotiformes; Gymnotidae
Gene: nostrin
Product: nitric oxide synthase trafficking
Biological process (GO): signal transduction
Cellular component (GO): cytoplasm; plasma membrane
Molecular function (GO): protein binding
Source: RefSeq, a predicted model, not a curated record
AGAGAAAAAGAAAGAGAAAGAAAAUGAUUAAAUGAAACAUUGGUUUCUGUCAUAGUCAUUUGAAUGUAUUAAGGCUGCACAGGUCACUUCCGCAUGCAUGUCUUAAGGGAGGAGAACGGUCAAAGUUUAGCCUGAAAAGUCAACAUACAGUCAGGGUGAAGAUGAAGGACCAGCUCAGCACCUGCACCUACAACCUGCUGUACCAGGAUCUGAAGAGAUUCUCAAAAAAUGGAGACUUUUUCUGCAAAGAGCUUUUAACGUUAUUUCAACAAAGAUCCGAGCUGGAAACCAACUAUGCCAAAGGGCUGCAGAAACUGGCAGGAAAACUCAUCAACAUGUCCAAAGCAAUGGGUAGCAACUCAACCUACAGCGCAUGGUCCCUCGUCUCUAAUGAGAUGUUCUCGGCAGCGGAUGCACACAGAAUACUGGGGCAAGCUCUUCAGCAAGACUCCACUCUGGAAGUUCGUCAAAUUCUGGAUGAACACACCAGGAGAAAAAAACCAAUGGAUAAUGCCAUUGAAAAAUCAGGGAAGCUCUUUAUAACAAAUUGGAGUGAUCAGCUGAAGAUGAAGAAAAAGCUGGCCGGCUUGACCAGAGAGCACGAGGCCCUUUUCAACUUUGUGGAAAAGAACAAGCACAUUUGCACAGAGAAAGAGAAGCAGAAGAUGCUUAACAGAUUGACAAAAUCAGCAGAGCUUCAAGCCAGAGUGGAUGAGGACUAUUUCAAUAUGAACAUGGAGGGCCAUCGGAGUAGACUGAAGUGGGAGAACACACUCAAAAGCUGCUAUCAGAUUGUUCAGGAGCUUGAGAAACAAAGGAUAGAGGUUCUGUGCAACACUCUGAACAAGUACAGUCUCUACAUGUCCAGCUACAACCAAACCCUUGCACAUAGUCAGAAACAGAUUGAGCAGGCCAUCAGGAGAGUGGAUGUGGAGAAGGACAUCCAGACUUUGGUGCAAGACACCUGUGUUACGGCAGAUAAUAACAAGGCUGAAUUCCUCAUGGCUGAUUAUUUUGAGGAGGAUGGGAAGACAGUAAUGGGAAGAGAAAGAAGGAGCGAGGCGUUAAAGGUUAAACUGGAGCGCCUGCAGGAAUGCAUCACUAAAACAAAAAAAGACAAAGAAGGGCUAGAGAAAAUGGCGAUGAUAUACUCUAAAAGUACGUCAUACCCAAGUAAAAAAAACCUGGAGGAAACUGAGCAGCUGCUUGACGAGUCCACUUUAAAACUAGACCUUCUGGAGGCCACGCACUACAAACUGAACCGAAUCUUGAUGGAUUUAGAGGGAAAACCAAAACCUUCACAUCGAUUCUGUGACAGCAUCACAAAAGUCAAAGAUAAGGAUUGUGAGCACAGUAUAGUCAGACUGUCACGGCCCAUUAAGUUGAAAAAAACACCACUUGUAUCACGGCAAUCUUUGAGAACAUCUAUCAUUUAUAAGGGUCCCGGUAAAAACGAGGCCCCCCAUGCGGACCCUGGUCCUUCUGCACACUUCAGCAGUGGACCAGCAGAAGUGAGCCACCACCCAGAACAGCAGCAUAAAUCUGAGCUAAACGGAGCUUUUCAUUCUGCUGACGAGGAUCCCAGUGAAGAUGUCAAGUAUUGCAGUGUAGGCAAAUGCAAGGCGUUGUAUGACUUUUCAUCAGAGAGAGCUGAUGAGUUACACAUUAAAGAAGGAGAUCUACUCAACAUACUGCAAAAGGAUAACAAUGGAUGGUGGUAUGGAGAACUGAAGGGAAGGAGAGGCCACUUUCCUUCUACAUAUGUUGAAGAGCUGCCAGUCCUAAAUGCAGCAAAGUCUUCUGAUGCUUAAAUCAUGUAAAGGAUGUUUAUUGACUCGCUUUAGAAGAGAUCAUUUUGCUUUUUGGUGUAAGAUAUUCUAAUGAAUCACAGGUAAGACCAUAAAGGUACUGUAAAAACGUUAUUUUGGCUUCAUUUAUGUAUUUUUUAAAGGCGUCCAUAACAAAAUAAUAACAAAAUAAUAUGGCAUGACUGGGCAUUAUUAGGAAAAUGAAUUACUAACAUAAAAGAAGUUGAUAUUAGGACUAGAACUCUUUUAAAGCCCCUGCACAGUUGGCUUUUUUUCUAAUCUGUAAAAAUAAAUAUUUCUGCAAAGAAUGUUAUAUAUUCCGGUUCCAUUUCAUCUGUGCAUAUUAAAAAAAUAAUAAAAAAUCACACAUUGAUCAUGUUUACAUCAAAGCUAUUCGCUAAUGUUAGCUAACGAGCUAUCUUAUAUUCGGCUGGUUAACCAGGUCUAGCUAACAGGUUUUAACUAUACACGGCGUCGAUGUAAAAAAAAAGAAAAAUGCCAGGGAGUCGUAUAACACAAUGUUAUAAAAAUAACUUUGUAGUCGAGCUAUAAUACAUAAAACUAGCAAA